AUGCCUCCUGUCGAUACUUAUCCCUGGGGCUUCGGUAACAUGGCUGAAGGCCUCGGAACCAAUCAAGGGUCGUUCAUGAUGCCUUCUUAUAACCCAGGCUAUGGCUAUGACGAAGCCAUGCCAGCUAACAACCAAAAUACUUUCGACCGUCCAGUCCCCUGUCCCCCGAGGAUUGCUCGCAAUAUUUAUCGCACCUCGCAGGAAACUAUGGGCCAGGGAAUUUCUAUGUUCGCCAAUGUGCCGGAUGCCAGCGCCCAGACUUCAUUUCCUGGGGCAAAUGACCAGUUUAUUGGAGCGACAUCUACUCCAGUCAGUAGCGGGCCUAUUUUGGAUGCCACACCGUUUUCAGUGCGUGGUCAUGCGACCUCGAAUACUUCAUUUCCCGCCCAGUUCCCACAAACCCCGAAUGCAAAUCCCCAGGCAUGUCCACGGACGACCGACCAAAAUAGUACAUUCAAUCACCUUCAGGAAAUGCCUCCCGGCGUCGCUUGGCAGAUGCAGCCCCUUCCUCUUCCUGUUUCUCAGCCUGCGCAGUGUCCUACCGCACCGGGGGCUUAUACACCAGGAGCCUAUCAUCAAGCCAUGGGACGGCCCUCUGAUACGGGCCCACUUGCCCCGCAGCCUCCGACUCAUCGAAUUGACCUUACGCCGUUUCCGCAGACUCCAAUAUCGCGUAAUUCAUUGGCUUCUAUUCACACAGAGUCGGCCUCGGCGAUCAUGCAGGCACAGCUUCGCGCGAACGCUGUAUUUGGCGUUGGUGCUGCAGCAUUCACCCCUAGGAGUGGCGGAAUAAGGUCAAGCUCUCUGGGCGAUUUCUCAACGGGAACAAUAACAGUUCCCGGGAGGAGUCCAAGUGCUGUAUCCUCGAGGGGGUCUUAUGAGGAUGCCAAUGUCAACUCAUUCGUACAUCCCAUGCCCCCCGGAGUGCCUUCAUUUCGACCCUCUCGCGUAAGGAGGAUGGGGCAACACAUAUCACGUUUUGAAGCCGGCAGGGCUGCCAAUAGCAAUCAUGUCUCUCGUCAUUCACUCCCCAAAGGGUUGGAUGACCCACUUGAUGAGCGCCCCGAACCUAAGGAAACGGCCGAGAUGACCCUCAACAUGGAGUGCAAAGUCUGCAUGAGUCAACCAGUGGAUACGGCUGUAUUUCCCUGUGGACAUGCUAUGCUCUGUCGCUGGUGUGCCGAGAAGUGCAUUCCGUCGCAGCGAAAUGAUAAGAGUCGUCCUAGGGAAACAUCUCGCUGCCCUAUGUGUCGUAGCGUUGUUCGACAGAAGGUAGGAUUUUCCCGUGCUCUUCUAGAGCUUUGUGCCGGUCCAUGCUAA
This is a messenger RNA of Aspergillus steynii IBT 23096, 1320 nucleotides long. RefSeq names its product C3HC4 finger protein. The coding region runs from base 1 to 1320 and encodes 439 amino acids. The record is from RefSeq and is a predicted model, not a curated record. Lineage: Eukaryota; Fungi; Ascomycota; Eurotiomycetes; Eurotiales; Aspergillaceae. The transcript has 2 exons.